Molecule: messenger RNA, 2115 nt
Organism: Maudiozyma barnettii
Lineage: Eukaryota; Fungi; Ascomycota; Saccharomycetes; Saccharomycetales; Saccharomycetaceae
Gene: YCX1
Product: Ycx1p
Exons: 1
Coding region: 1-2115 (704 amino acids)
Biological process (GO): transmembrane transport; intracellular calcium ion homeostasis; monoatomic cation transport
Cellular component (GO): membrane
Molecular function (GO): monoatomic cation transmembrane transporter activity
Source: RefSeq, a predicted model, not a curated record
AUGCAAAGAUUAAUACGAACAUGUAUUGCAGGCUUCUUUUACUUUAUUAAUGCUAUAUUAAUAAUAUCAUAUAUGUUUAGGCCGGAUCUCCUAAUACAUCAACUGUACACAAUACCCGUAUCAUUAGGAACAUGUUUUAUCACAUUGGGUUUACUUACAUCAGAUUUUUUAACUCCGUCCCUAUCGGAGAUCUCUACUAAUAUGCUACACAUAUCACCUCGUAUUGCUGGUAUGACUCUUCUGGCAUUAGGAAAUGGUAUCCCUGAAAUUACCAGUGCAUAUCAAUCUAUGAACGCUGGGGUGACAUCGUUGGCGAUUGGAGAAUUGAUAGGUGGUGUCUUCUUUCUAACCACAGUUGUUAUUGGACUAAUGGGAUUCAUACGGACUAUAUACAUCACGAAUCAUAGUUUAGAGUUAAAAUAUUUGAAUAUUUUAACUUAUGAAAAGCGACAUUAUAUUGAAGACAUAUCAGCCUUGACUGGUAUGAUUGUCAUUACAUCUUUGGUCCUUUGGGACGGGAAAUUACGAUUAUAUGAAUGUUUUGUAUUAAUGACCUGUUAUAUUGUACAUGUUAUAUAUUUGGUCAAUCAAAUUAAGAAAGAAGAAGUUGAAGAAUAUCCCAGUAGUGAACUUGAUGUUGAAUUAACUAAUGACAUUUGUGAUAUUGUUAGUAUAAACAAUGAACAAAGUCUAGGUAGUAAUCUAGUUUCUGGACCGAUUGAUUUGGAGAAUCAGACAUUCGAACGCAAUAUCUCACUUUUCAAUCAAGAUGAAUUAAUGAGAAGAGACAAGAUCAAAUGUCAAAUUAAAGGUUAUUUAUCGAAGAACUAUAAAGGUUGGGUAAGAAUGACCUUACGAGAUUGUCUUGAUAUAUGGGAGAAUGAUGAUGUCUUUGAUAAAGAAAAGGAGAAAGAAUAUUCAGAUGAUAAUACGUCUGAAGGAACAGCCGAAGAGAUUGUCCCCUUGUUUCAUCCAAAUAUCACGACGGGUUCGUUACAGGAAGACACAGACGUUAUUGUUAAUGUCGCUCAGGAUGACGGUUUGUUAAGAGUUCCUGGUCGAACUAGUAAUAAGAGUGAUAAUAGACCUCCCCUGAGAAUUUCUAGAAGUCUGGAUUUUGUCCCUGCAUUGCUAGAUGGUAUUCCCAGUGAAGAAGUGAUUGAAGAGGUUGUAGACAAUAUGGUUGACUCAAAUGGAAUAACACUGACCCAACAAAGAUCUCCAAAUGUUUCAAUAAUGUCAACAAAUUCACAAAUGAGAAAUCAUUCAUGUUGUUAUACUCGGGGUUAUAGGUUAUACUAUUAUGUGACUAGUUGCAAUCCAAUCACAAUGUGUCAUGUGGAGUUUCUAAUGUUAUUAUUUACUACUCCGAUCUCGGUGGUGAUCCAUACUUUAUUACCUACUCCAAAUGAUAGUCAUACUUUAAUCACUGAACCUAUUUCCUUUGGUGAGAAAAUCCGUGUAUUAAUGUCUCCAAUGGUGAUAUAUCUACUAAUAGUUCGUGGAUUACCUAAUAUCGCGAUAAUCGCCAGUUUCGUCACGAUAAUUAUGGUAUAUACCGUAUGGACGAAAUAUAAUCCUUUACAAAGUCGAAUCCUAACUAAAAGACUUGUAUCGAUCAUGGGGUUCAUUUCAUCAAUAUGUGCGAUUUCCGUCGUGGUAGAUGUUAUCGUAAGCAUCCUACGUAUGUGGACCAACAAAUUCCAUGUGUCAGAGAGUAUUCUGGGUAUCACGAUCUUUGCGUGGGGUAAUUCCAUUGGAGACUUGGUGUCGAACUUGACCUUUGUGAAGACUGGGAUUGUCGAGACCGCGUUGGGUGCCUGUUUUGGUAGUCCCCUGUUAUAUUUCUUGUUUGGGGUUGGUUUUGAUGGGAUGGUGUUGAUGGUGCUAAGUUAUAUCAACGAUACAAAUAAUGGUGUUGUCAACUGGGAAAUUGAUUUUACUAUAGAUGCACAUUUGAAAUUGAGCGGAGUUGGGAUCCUUAUUGCGAUGUGUAUUUAUUUCAUUGGAAUCCCAUUGAAUGGUUGGAAGAUUAAUAAACGGAUCAGUAUGUUAUUACUGUUGAAUUAUUUAAUCGUAACGUUAUUAAAUAUAUAUAUAGAGGUUGGUAUGUAG